AUAGCACGCUCUUUCUUCUGCACCUUGACAUCUUCUCACCCUGGUUGAUAUUUUCUACUGCGAAGCUCUAGUAUACACUGUGCUUUGAUCGUUCAUAACUUCCUUUGCGGUCACCUUUGAAAUACACCCUUCAUUAUGAACCCUGAAUACGAUUAUCUCUUCAAGCUCCUGCUCAUCGGAGAUUCCGGUGUUGGGAAAUCGUGCUUGUUGCUUCGAUUUGCUGAUGAUACAUACACGGAAAGCUAUAUCUCUACUAUCGGAGUCGACUUCAAAAUCCGAACAAUCGAACUCGAUGGCAAAACAGUGAAGCUGCAGAUCUGGGACACGGCUGGUCAAGAACGAUUUAGAACCAUUACAUCUUCCUAUUAUAGAGGCGCUCACGGUAUCUGCGUCGUUUAUGAUGUUACGGAUAUGGAUUCUUUCAAUAACGUGAAGCAGUGGCUUCAGGAAAUUGAUCGUUACGCGACUGAAGGAGUCAACAAGCUUCUUGUUGGUAACAAGAGCGAUAUGGAAGACAAGAAAGCCGUCGAAUACACAGUUGCAAAAGAAUUCGCUGACAGCCUUGGUAUCCCGUUCCUCGAAACUUCCGCCAAAAAUGCCUCCAACGUCGAACAGGCUUUUUUGACCAUGGCUCGACAGAUCAAGGAACGCAUGGGAACUGCUACAGUGAACAACAAGCCCACUGUCCAAGUUGGUCAGGGCCAAGGAGUUCAAUCAGGGUCUGCUGGCGGAUGCUGCUAAAUUAAUCAGAUGAAUACUUCCGAAAUGCCUCUCAAUGUGUGCCAUGCUCUUCCUCUGGUGUGAAUUGAUUUCAUGAAGGCUGGUGUCAACAGUGGGUCGUUUGUUAAAUGGGUUGUCAAUUUGGGCUUGUUUUUCAUAUCUGUUUGCGCCCAUGACAGCUUCAUGAAAAACUAAUGUCACGCCCCAACAGUUAUGUUACGUAUCCCUACAUUUUUUCUAUGUCAAGAUUAUUCCUCUUGUCUUCCCCUCGAUCUUGUUUUUAGAAUGGGUCUGUCCUUGUUUUCCCUUUCAUAUGUUUUGAUGUCAGUGUAACUUGUUUCCUUACCAUCAUCGACCUGUUUCCUAAUACAAUCACAUUGCCUGGUCUCCUUAUUCCAGAAAAAUUCGAUGGGCCAUGGCUGUUAUUAACUGGCUAUGUGCAGCCUUUUGUCUUCCGCAGCCUCCUCUUUCACUCAUUAAUAUGGCAUGGUAUUUGUUAGGCCAGCAGUGUGGUUUAUGCUUGCAGCACAUGCUUCAAAUCAACUUUAAGACACAGACGCA
Messenger RNA from Coccidioides posadasii C735 delta SOWgp, 1281 nucleotides. It is a transcript of the gene YPT1, whose product is annotated as GTP-binding protein of the rab. Gene Ontology annotation, biological process: vesicle-mediated transport. Lineage: Eukaryota; Fungi; Ascomycota; Eurotiomycetes; Onygenales; Onygenaceae. The record is from RefSeq and is a predicted model, not a curated record. Gene Ontology annotation, molecular function: GTP binding; GTPase activity.